Messenger RNA from Sardina pilchardus (European sardine), 4713 nucleotides. Its product is annotated as ras-GEF domain-containing family member 1C-like. Gene Ontology annotation, molecular function: guanyl-nucleotide exchange factor activity. Gene Ontology annotation, biological process: Ras protein signal transduction; positive regulation of GTPase activity. Lineage: Eukaryota; Metazoa; Chordata; Actinopteri; Clupeiformes; Clupeidae. The transcript has 15 exons. Bases 524 to 1960 code for a protein of 478 amino acids. The record is from RefSeq and is a predicted model, not a curated record. Gene Ontology annotation, cellular component: plasma membrane.
GCGUGUAGCCUGCGAAUUGGUGCUUCCACUGAAAAGCCACUGAUUCAACGAUCACAACCGAAACCGGCUGUGUGGGCAACCACACCUUGACUGCGUAGGGUAUUGCGAUUAUUCACUCGUAAUCCAACCAAGACUACUGCGGCGCGAGGACCUCAAUCAUGAGCCUUCAAAUGCAUCUGCUGGAAUAAUAUUUGCGUCUGCUACCUGUUCCAUCGAGGAAAGUUCGGUGUUGAGCGAGAGAUUUUACGUUUUCGGUUAUUCAUGUUAUUGGAGCUGCAACAGUACCCUGUAACAGGCUUAAGAGUAUCAUCAUCCUCGAAAGCAGUUCAUUUGAGCAUACUUCUAGCCUACGGAAAAGGACACUCGUUAAGAUUUUGACCAUUUUUUAAUUAUCAAGUCUAAGGUCGUGAUAUUAUUCAUCUGUUCUAUCAAAGAGGGAGAGGAUGGGGACGCGGCGUGUGUAGAAUUGAUAAAAACAAAGAAGGACACCCUAAUACAACUGAGGAACAUCUAUAAGAUAGGAAUGCCCCAAACGGUGUGCUCCAGCACUAUGUUUGCUCCCAGUGGCGUGGGCCCCCCUUUGGCCUCCGGUGAGGAUCCCCCUCAGGAGGGCCCGGGCCCCGAGACUGGAUUUGGCGAGAGUCCCCCCUUCUCCUCGGCCUCCCUGGACACCCUCAUCCAGAACCUGGUGCCCACCACAGACUACUACCCUGAGAAAGCCUACGUGUUUACAUUCCUGCUCAGCUCACGGCUCUUCAUCCCCCCCCACGAGCUCCUGGCGCGGGUCUGUGAGCUGUGCAUCAAACAGCAGCAGCUGGAGCAGACGCCCCUGGACGCGGCCAAGGUGAAGAAGUUUGGUCCCAAAAUCCUGCAGCUGUUGACCGAGUGGACAGAGACCUUCCCCUCGGAUUUCCGAGAAGAGAAGAUGGUGGCCCAUCUUAAAGACAUCAUCCACAGGAUAGCCCCUUGUGAUGAGGCGUACAGGAAGAAGCUGAACCUGGUGCUCCAGAAUCUCAGUGCCAAGCUGGCGUCCAUGGCUCAGGGCGACGAGAGCAUCGUCAAGGUCACCACCUCCGUCUCCGACAAACUGGUGGCCUUCAAGACCAAGCCGGCGCCCAUCCAGAAGGACAUGAUCAGCAUCUGCAACGACCCCUUCACUCUGGCCCAGCAGCUCACACACAUCGAGCUGGAGCAUCUGAGUCACAUUGGGCCUGAGGAGUUUGUCCAGGCCUUUAUUCAGAAAGAUCCCCUGGACACCACCCAGCCUUGCUUCAGUGAGCAGAGUAAAUCCUCCUCCAACUUGGAGGCCUAUGUGCGCUGGUUCAACAGACUGUGCUACCUGGUGGCCACAGAGAUCUGCAUGCCUGCCAAGAAGAAGCAGCGUGCCCAGGUCAUUGAGUUCUUCAUAGAUGUGGCUCGGGAGUGCUUCAACAUUGGCAACUUCAACUCCCUCAUGGCUAUCAUAUCUGGCAUGAACAUGAGCCCAGUGUCUCGUCUGAAGAAGACGUGGGCGAAAGCCAAGACGGCAAAGUUCUUCAUACUUGAGCAUCAAAUGGACCCUACUGGCAACUUCUACAACUACAGGACUGCUCUGAGAGGAGCAGCACACCGGUCCCACACAGCGCACAGCAACAGGGAGAAGAUUGUCAUUCCUUUCUUCAGCCUCCUCAUCAAGGAUAUCUACUUCCUGAAUGAGAGCUGUGCCAAUCGUUUGCCCAAUGGGCAUGUCAACUUUGAGAAAUUUGUGGAGCUGGCCAGGCAGGUGGGAGAGUUCAUGGCCUGGAAGCAGGUGGAGUGCCCAUUUGAAGAGGACCGCAGCAUCCUGCACUACCUCCACACUGCACCCAUCUUCAACGAAGAUGGUCUCUAUCUGGCGUCCUAUGAGAGUGAAAGUCCAGAGAAUCAAGUGGAGAAGGACCGCUGGAAAUGUCUCAGGUCCUCCAUUCUUGGGAAGACCUGAGACAGACCUGCAGCUCCCUUUGAUGUGUAAUUUGGAGAGGGUAUUUAUUGCACUAGAAGAAACUGUGAAGGAACUAAGCUGGCUCUUAGAUGUGUUUAUAUAUGUAAUGAAGAACAAACAUACUUCAAUACAAGAACUGAUGAGCCGGAAUCAUCAUCAAAAACGACAUGUCAAAAAUGAGCAGUGAAACAUGAAUUGUAUAGCGAGGGCUGAGAGGCAAAGGGGCGUAAGUGAUAUUUUGGUCAAAAUUGAGUUAUAUAUAUCACCUGAAAGCUCUUGAUGAGCUCUUGCUAACUGACAAAAUUAUAGAAGUAAAAUAUUCAUAAAUAUACAGUUAUUGAACAAAAACCAAAGGUCUUUAACUGUGAACAUAUACUGUAGAAGCAGUUAGAUUUGUUUUGGCUCUCCUGUAAAGUUGGUGAAAUGUCACUUACGCUCCUUUGCUUCUCAGCCCUUGAUAGGCUGUAACUGCUGUUUGAACUGUAGUGUGUGGAAGCAUUUUGUGUGUGGAUGUGUGUCUUUCCAUCAUUAUAUCUUGAGAAUUCUUCAGAAUUUAAAAAGAAAUAUAGUUACAGGGAAAAUGCAGCUUUUAAAACUUUUUAUUGAAAUUAUGAUGUAUUAUUUUUCUGUUAUUUUUAAGGGUCUUUUGAACAAUACUGUAAUCUUGUUGUAACUCAAUUAUUGUCCAGGGCGCUGGUUUGCCCAUGAAGUUGCCUGUGCAUAUUAGACAGGGAACCAUUACAUGCUGUACUGUUUUGAGCAUAUGUGUGCUGACAGGCAAGUGUAUGCCUCUGUGUGUGUGUGUGUGUGUGUGUGUGUGUGUGUGUGUGUGUGUGUGUGUGUGUGUGUGUGUGUGUGUGUGUGUGUGUGUGUGUGUGUGUGUGUGUGUGUGUGUGUGUGUGUGUGUGUGUGUGUGUGUGUGUGUGUGUGUGUGUGUGUGUUCAUUGCACUCAUUAUCUGUACACUGAGUCUCAGAACUGGACAUUAGAGCCAUAAAGACAACAUGAAAAAAAAACCCAUGAAAAGACCACAUGCUACCUGAAGUGACUGAGAACAGGGCAAAUCAUUGAUAUACUCUAUGUUUACGUCAGAAAACAAGCUGUUCUGACUAUUUCACAGCUGAUGUGGCGUCUCUAAUACUCUUAUGUGUGUUUUUUCUGAUGUUUACCUUUUGAAAACAAAAACAAUCAAAUGAAGAGAAACUGUAUAGUGUGUGUAAAGGACUCCCUGCCAAACUUCCUGUGUCCCAGGGACCGCUCUACUCGACUGAUAUUCAGUUGUUUAACAUGUUCAUGAUUCUGUGAUAGCAGAUAUUUGUUUUUAUUAUUUGAGUUAUUUCCUGAAAUGUUGUAGUGUUCUACCAGGAGGUAGUGACAUGCGGUGUGUUUUCAGUGGGCAUUAUGGUUGUACUUGAAAAUUGCAAGCCUUUUACCUUCGCAGUAGAAUCAUGCAUACCAUUCUUAAGCCUUUUUGUAAAUAUAGUUUUUAAUGGUUUAAUGGAUCAUAGUGGCAUUUUUGGUGCAUAAGUUACUGAGUUUAGUUUUAGUCAUACUCCUCUACAGUAUAUGUUCUUCAUCUAAGCGCUCUUUUGAACCAUGACCUUGGUGUGUUUGUGGAACUUUGUUUUUCUGUAAAUAUAUAGUGUGCACAGUUUGGGAUGUGUUUAGUUUCAUCUGAGGAUUAUUUGAAUAGAUAUUUAAGUGAUGUGUUAAUUUAAGCACAUUUUGUGUGCUGUUGUGAAGCCAUGACAUACUUCCUGAAGCAUUUUCCCAACCUCAUCUUCCUCCCAUACAAUCCUCUUUGACAUUGAAGAAGCACUGGAUACAUUGGAGUAAAGCCGCCAUUCUCUUGCACCUGACUAUCACCAUACGUUAUGCAGCGCCCAUACAGCACAGCACAGCACAGCACAGCACAGCACAGCACAGCAAGGCUGCUUUAGUCACAGCAGCUCAUACACUGGUGUCAUCAUCUGCAAGCUGAGCACAUUCUACUGGUGGAUCAUUUAGGACCUUAUUCAUAUUACCAUGCAAGUGUUGAUUUGGAUUUCCAGAAUGAGGUGUAAUUACAGCCCAAAUGUGACGUGUGAAACUUUUGCUCCCUAUCAUGUCAUCAGUGAGAUAUUCAUGAUAUACAACUGAGAGGAGCAUUUGUGCCUGUCCUGCUGAAGUUUUCCACAUACAUUUCUAACCGUUUAUGAAAAAAAGAAUGAAAAAAUAUAUUUGGUGCUAGAAGCUUCUGCUGGCUUCAUUUGGUUCCAUCAACCUUUACUGUCAUGAACAGUCACAGUGCAGGAAUUGUCUCUAGGGAGAUCCGAACAAGCCGGUUCUCAAAAUGAACUUUAAGUCAAACUACUGUAAAUCCUGAAUCAGCAUUCCUGCUACACUUCAUAGUAUGCCUACACAUGUACCUCAUAAGCCUGAAUCUAUAUAGUGAAACCUGUAGUGUUAUGUGAGCUUCAUAUGCAUUAUAAUCAUGCCAUAAUAUUAGAAAACUAAGCCUUUUUUGAGAUGGUUGCAUAACAACUCACAACUUGACAGAAUCCACACACGUCACUGCUGUCCAUAUGAAGAAGUCAGGAACUUCCCCAUUCCUUAUCAGUACUGGUGCCAUGUUUCGUUUAUCUCUCUUGCGCUGUGUUUUAACAGUAUUCGCCUAUCUUCAUUUUUUUUGUGUUGGUUUCUUUGUAUUACUCCUGCUUUGUACAGUAGACUUGAUAUUGAAACUGUCCUUUAAAAUAAAUUGGUUGGGCUGCA